Messenger RNA from Effrenium voratum, 2741 nucleotides. The record is from the annotation of a GenBank genome assembly. NCBI's taxonomy places the organism in Eukaryota, Dinophyceae, Suessiales, Symbiodiniaceae.
CAAUUCCGAAGCUGGAGCAGCUGAGCAGCUGUGAUUGGCGCAAGCGCGCCUGGCCAGGGCGUUGGACGCGAUGAGUCUCACAGAGCUUCUUCUGGCUACUCAGGAUCCAACAAAGAACGCCCAGGCGGAGGCCCAGAUCAGACAGGCCGAGCAAGCCAGCGUUGACCAGUACUUCACUGCCUUGGCACAGGAGCUGGCAAACGCAGAGAAACCUGUUGUGGCUCGGCAGCUUGCAGGCCUGCUGCUCAAGAACGGCUUGGCUGCGAAAGAUGCGGUGAAAGACCGUGAGCUCAAAAACCGAUGGGCGGCUUUGCCAGCAGCGAGCCGAAACUUGGUGAAGGAGGCCACCACCUCCGCUUUGAUCUCGCCGCAGACGGACGUGGGUAAGGCUGCAGCACAGGUGCUUGCCAAGAUUGGGGCCAUAGAGAUUCCGCCGAACGAGUGGCCGGGGCUGGUUCCGCUUUUGCUGCAGCACGUGACCAACACCGAUGCCAGAGCCCGGCAGAUCUCCCUGGUUUGCCUGGGAUAUCUUUGCGAAGAGUUGGUGCUCGUACAGGAGGAGGGGGCCAAUAUCAGCGAUGAUAUUGCAAACAACAUCCUGACAGCAGUUGUUCAAGGCAUGCGAGACCCAGAUCCUCAGACCAAGCUGGAGGCGACCAGGGCCUUCUACCACGCAGUAGUAUUGGCCAAGAGGAACUUUAAGAAUCAAGUUGAGCGGGACGUCAUCAUGGCGGUCAUGAAUGACACCUGCCGCUUCACGGCAGCUCCUGACGUUCAAAUUGCAGCCUUCGAGUGCUUGGUGCAGAUUGCCACCGAGUACUACGAUUUCCUCAUGCCGUACAUGAACGGCUUGGGCUUGUUGACUCUGGAGACCAUCAAGUCGGCACCAGAGAAGGUGGCAAUCCCUGCCAUGGAAUUCUGGUCCACUAUUUGUGAUGAGGAGCUUUACUUGAUGGACCUCAUGGCCAGUGGCCAGGCAACUGGUGGCAGAGCUUCGCUGAACCUCAUCCAGCAGGCCCUGCCCCAUCUUGUGCCGCUGCUCACAGAGACUUUGACCAAACGUCAGAGCGAGGACGACGACGACACCUGGAACUUGGCCAUGGCAGCAGGUACUUGCCUCGCACUGGUGGCACAGGUGGUCGGUGAUGCCUGCGUAGACUUGGUGCUGCAGUUUGUGAACGGCAACUUCACGAAUCCUGAUUGGAAGUUUCGGGAAGCUGCGGUCCUGGCCUACGGCUCCAUCAUGGAGGGGCCCACCAGUGAGAAGAUGCGGCCCAUGGUGGAGCAAAGCCUCAGCCAUUUGGUGAUGGCGCUUCAAGACCCCAGUGUUGCAGUGCGCGACACCAUUGCGUGGACGCUGGGUCGAAUCGCGAUGUUUCAUCCGGCCAUAGUCCCCGUGAAGCAGCUGAUGCCUUUGCUGUGCGAGAAGCUGCGCGAUGUUCCCCGGGUGUCUGCCAACAUUUGCUGGAAUGUGCAGGUUCUGGCAGAGUCGCAGCCCGGUGGUAUUGCUGCUGGCCAGUACCCGGACAGCACCGUGCUCUCCGAGUUCUUUACGGCCAUUGCCAUGGGGCUCUUGGAGGUCGUCGCUCGGCCAGAUGCUGAUGAGCGGCAGUUGAGAAUGGCAGGGUACAACGCCCUCAGCGUUUUGGUCAGCAAGGCCGGCAACGAUUGCUUGGGCCACAUGCAGGCGCUCACACAGGAGAUGCUUAAGCACCUUGCGGAGUCUUACAAGUCCAUCGACCGGGAAUGCGAGCUGCAGGGCUACAUUUGCGGAGUUCUCACGUCGCUAGUGUCACGCCUCAGGGAGAAUAUCGCCCCUGCCGCGGACAAAAUCAUGGAAGAGGCCCUGAAGGUCAUCUCAGCCUACCAGCAGGUUCGAGGAGGUGCUCAGGUACUUCACGAGGAGGCGCUUCUUCUGAUCGUCGCCCUGGCGAAUGCGGCUGGAGCCGGCUUCGAACGGUUCAUGCCUCACUUUGCACCUCACCUCUCUGUUGGACUGCAGAAUUACGAAGAGGUUCAGGUGUGUUUGACAACCACGCGGAUGGUGGGCGACCUUUGUACCGCACUGGAGGGCAAGAUCGUAUCGUACUGCGACACGAUUUUGCAGAUCCUCUACAUCAACUUGAAAAAUCCGGCAGUGGAUCGGAAGAUCAAGGCAGCCGUGAUGACCUGCUUUGGGGACAUAGCGAUGGCCAUCAGUGGCGACUUCGAGAAGUACCUUGGACCGGUGGUGCAGAUGCUCAGAGAGGCAUCCUCUACAAGGCUUGCAGAUGGGCCAGAUAGUGAGGAGUGGAUCGAGUACCUGAACAGCCUCCGGGAAGGUGUGCUGGAAGCGUACUCGGGCAUCAUUCAUGGUCUGAAAGAGUCCGGCAAGUUGCAGCUCUUUAAGGAGCACGUGAACACAGUGCUCAUGUUAGUUAAGGAAAUCACUGAAGAUCAAACUUCGCAGAUGCCAGUGAUCAAAGCAGCAGUUGGUGUCGUGGGUGACCUGGUGCUGGUGUUCCAGACAGAGCUGACAGCCUAUGUGGGCAAGGCUCCCUUUUUGGGCCAAUUGGUGCAGCUGGCAAUCAGGAGUCAAGAGCCCAAGCUGCUGCAGAAUGCUCAGUGGCUGCAGGGUAUGUUGGUCAGGUUCGGUGGGACGUGAAGCGUUUGCCGCUGGGCCACGCAAUUCGAAGGCGAGGCAUGCCAUGUGGCACCCGCAUUGCGCAAAGUCGCACCCUUCGAGUCGGCGGCUUGAUUAC